Messenger RNA from Saccostrea echinata, 2499 nucleotides. Its product is annotated as bone morphogenetic protein 3-like. Gene Ontology annotation, cellular component: extracellular region. The record is from RefSeq and is a predicted model, not a curated record. Bases 292 to 1683 code for a protein of 463 amino acids. Gene Ontology annotation, molecular function: cytokine activity; growth factor activity. Gene Ontology annotation, biological process: BMP signaling pathway; SMAD protein signal transduction. The transcript has 3 exons. Lineage: Eukaryota; Metazoa; Mollusca; Bivalvia; Ostreida; Ostreidae.
AUUUAGAUGUGUAAAGUUUUUGUUCAUUCUUGAGGUUUGACUUGCCAUUUUGCUUGAGUGGAGGUGCGUUACUAUGAUAGCCUGUUUUCCAUGGGAUUUAUAUCAACGUGCGACAUGAAUUUACCUGAGAAAUGUGAUAAAACGGAAUAAUAGUAAUUCAGAAGAUGAAAAUAUUAUGGCUUCGGUUCUACAUCAUGGAACAUUACGGAUAAUGUUUACAUGAAAAAGAAAAUUUGUUACAUUAAUAGUAAAUAUUCAUAGUUGGAUUAUUUACAAAUUUUAUUUGAAACCAUGAGAUUGUGCAGCUUUGUGUAUCUUUUCUACACCUGCCUGGGUGUUACAAUAAGUAGUACCGACCAGAAAAAUGUGCUUCUUCACGAAGCUGUUCGGACGCUGUUGGGAUUUCAAGAUUCUCCAGGCCGCUAUCUUAAACUUCAGACAGUCCCAAACUUCUUAUCGGAACAGGCGCCCCAGUACAUGAUGGAUUUGUACGAAAAGUUUAAAAACAGUCGCAUUUCCAAGGGACAUUUAUCUGGAAAUACUGUUAGAAGUAUACAUGCUGAAAUAGCUGUUGUGAAUGGGGAGACCAUGUUUAUUUUUAACCUGACGUCCAUACGUCGAACAGAGCUGUUAUUGAGCGCAGAAAUUCAUUUGUACAAACGGAAACCCAAACGCUUCAAUCCCAAAAAAGACAUUGAAUUAAAAAUGUAUGAAGUAGCCCCUCAUUACAUGUCUGAGGAAGGGAAGAUUACAAUGCGGGCUGAGUCCUAUGGCUGGCAGUGGUAUGAUGUUACCAAGGCCGUAGGUAGUUGUCUGGCUGCAAGACGAAAAGUACCCCAUUUAUUUGCCUUGAAUUUUAAAGCCGAGAAACAAAAUGGGAAACUGAGAGACAUUGCAUUACGGAAAUUCAUCCGCCAUCAUUCCAUGCCAUUUUUAAUUGUGUACACGAACGAUACUCAAGAAAGUCGUUUUGAUCAGUUAGAUUCGUUAGCAGAUAAAAUCAAAAGUGACUCUACUUCUAAUAAAAAUUUAGAAAAGAAGAAAUUAUCAGAUGUGGUGACAGAUAUCAAAAUAAGAGAUAAAAGAUCAAUAUAUGACAAUGAAAUUCCGGAGAAUCCAGAUGAUUAUGGUCGUAUAGAGCGAAAAUUUAACAUUCCCCAAACGCAUCCAGGUAUUCUCCAAACUCGAAAGCAAAAUCGCAACAAAAACUCUGGCUCUAGACGUAUACCAUAUCCAAGUAAAGCCAAACGGAGAAAGCACAGAAAGCGGAAAAACAGGAGAAAGAAAAAUAGGCGGAAGAAUAGAGUGUUUCCGAAAGAGUGGAAAAACGUUAAACAAAACAUGGCUACGGAGGAAAAGAGCGGCCAUCUUUGUGGUCGUCAAAAGCUUGUAGUGGAUUUUGCAGAUAUUGGGUGGGGAGAUUGGAUCAUAUCCCCUAAAUCUUUCGAGGCCCACUAUUGCGCAGGAUCAUGUCCAUUUCCUCUUACAAAGCGAUUGAGACCUUCAAACCACGCUACAAUACAAAGUAUGGUCCACGCCAUUGGAAUAUACACCGAUGUACCAGCCCCUUGUUGUGUGCCCGAUUCCAUGUCUUCUGUGACGCUUCUCUAUUUUGACGAAAAUAGGAAUGUUGUCCUGAAAAAUUAUCCAAGUAUGACAGUUAAUUCUUGUGCAUGCAGGUAGAUCCAAAAUGAUGCCACUAAUUUUUUGAAUGAAUAUUCUUGAUAUUCAAAGUACCAGAUUUCGUUCGAAAUGAAAUUGUCUAAUUCAGCGAUAUCCCUGGUAAUUCUUAAGGAACACGAACCAAUUCACAAACUCGAUGACAACGGAUGUUGAACUUCUAAGUAUAAAUUGCCAAAUUUCAAUGCAGAAUGAAAAAAUGACGCCAAUAUGACAUCAGGGCUCCACGUAUGUUCGAAGCGAAUUUCCGGAAGUCUACGGUCCAAGAUCCAAACUAUCACCAUUGUUGUUGAUACUUUUUUAAAUUUAUAUUUUGUUUAUAUAUGUCCAUGGUGACCAUCUCUCACUUUUGAUUAAAUUCAGGACAGGGCCAGUGUCUGUGCGAAUCUACCUCAUGUUUUAAACUAGCCAGCACAAGAUGACAGAUGUGGAGAGGAGACGCUAAAAAAAGCGCCAAUAGUACUAAAAGAAUUUGUGAUUAUUGUUUAAUACCUAUUCAUUGUUUGUUCUUAACAUUUACGUAAUAUCGUGCAAAGUCCAUAGUUUUAGAAACGCUUAGUUGCAAUUGCAACGACUGCGAGUAAACUAGGGUAUCUGGGACUUUUUUCAACAAGGAGACUUUUUGAAUCACAAUAUCUCAGGAAAAAUAAACCAUCUGCAAAAUUAUAUACAAUGUACGUAAGAAAUGUAAGAAAAUUUCAGAAUUUGAUAAUAAUUAUAUGUUGCAAUUUAAAAACAAAACAUGUUUUGUCUAACUGUAGGUCAGCUGAUUUAUUUUCGAUAUAUAAUUGUAGAUUGUAGAAACACCAAAAUAUUUUU